UCCCUCCCUCCCCCCCUGACCCCCGACCCCCGCCGGCCGGCCCCCCGCCCCAGCCCCGGAGGGAGCUCAUGGGAGUAUGAAGGAGAUGGUAGGAGGCUGCUGCGUAUGUUCGGACGAGAGGGGCUGGGCCGAGAACCCGCUGGUCUACUGUGAUGGGCACGCGUGCAGCGUGGCUGUCCACCAAGCUUGCUACGGCAUCGUCCAGGUGCCAACGGGACCCUGGUUCUGCCGGAAAUGUGAAUCUCAGGAGCGAGCAGCCAGGGUGAGGUGUGAGCUGUGCCCACACAAAGACGGGGCAUUGAAGAGGACUGAUAAUGGAGGCUGGGCCCACGUGGUGUGUGCCCUCUACAUCCCGGAGGUGCAGUUUGCCAACGUGCUCACCAUGGAGCCCAUCGUGCUGCAGUACGUGCCCCACGACCGCUUCAACAAGACCUGCUACAUCUGUGAGGAGCAGGGCCGGGAGAGCAAGGCAGCCUCGGGAGCCUGCAUGACGUGCAACCGCCAUGGGUGUCGGCAAGCUUUCCACGUCACCUGUGCCCAAAUGGCAGGCCUGCUGUGUGAGGAGGAAGUGCUGGAGGUGGACAACGUCAAGUACUGCGGCUACUGCAAAUACCACUUCAGCAAAAUGAAGACGUCCCGGCAUACCAGUGGGGGUGGCGGAGGAGCAGGAAGCGGAGGCGGUACAGGGGCAGGUGGCAGUGGCUUUAUUGCUGGCCGGAGAAGCCGGUCAGCCUCACCAUCCACCCAGCAGGAGAAGCACCCUUCCCACCAUGAAAGGGGCCAGAAGAAGAGUCGAAAGGACAAAGAACGCCUUAAACAGAAGCACAAGAAGCGGCCUGAGUCACCUCCCAGCAUCCUCACCCCACCCGUGGUCCCCACUGCUGACAAGGUCCCCUCCUCAGCCUCUUCCUCCUCUCACCAUGAGGCCAGCACUCAGGAGACCUCUGAGAGCAGCAGGGACUCGAAGGGGAAAAAGUCUUCCAGCCAUAGCCUGAGUCACAAGGGGAAGAAACUGAGCAGUGGGAAAGGUGUGAGCAGUUUCACCUCCGCCUCUUCCUCCUCCUCCUCUUCCUCCUCUUCUUCCUCCUCCUCUGGGGGCCCCUUCCAGCCUGCAGUCUCGUCCCUGCAGAGCUCCCCUGACUUCUCCGCAUUCCCCAAGUUGGAGCAGCCAGAGGAGGACAAGUACUCCAAGCCCGCAGCCCCCACCCCUUCAGCACCCCCCUCUCCCUCAGCCCCUGAGCCCCCCAAGGCUGACCUCUUCGAGCAGAAGGUGGUCUUCUCUGGCUUUGGGCCCAUCAUGCGCUUCUCCACCACCACCUCCAGCUCGGGCCGGGCCCGGGCCCCGUCCCCUGGAGACUAUAAGUCUCCCCACGUCUCGGGGUCCGGGGCCUCAGCAGGCACCCACAAGCGGAUGCCCACACUGAGUGCUGCCCCUGCGCCUGCUGAGGAGACCCAUGAGACAGGCCUGAAGGAGAAGAAGCACAAAGCUAGCAAGAGGAGCCGGCAUGGACCGGGUCGUCCCAAGGGCAGCCGGAACAAGGAGGGGGUCGGGGGCCCGGCCGCCCCCUCGCUGCCCAGUGCCCAGCUGGCUGGCUUUACUGCCACUGCUGCUUCACCCUUCUCUGGAGGUUCCCUGGUCAGCUCUGGCCUGGGUGGCCUGGCUUCCCGCACCUUUGGGCCUUCAGGGAGCCUUCCUAGCCUGAGCCUGGAGUCCCCACUGCUAGGGGCAGGCAUCUACACCAGUAAUAAGGACCCCAUCUCCCACGGUGGCAGUGGCGGAAUGCUGCGAGCUGUCUGCAGCACCCCCCUCUCCUCCAGCCUGCUGGGGCCCCCAGGGACCUCGGCCCUGCCCCGCCUCAGCCGCUCCCCAUUCACCAGCACCCUCCCCUCCUCCUCUGCUUCUAUCUCCACCACUCAGGUGUUUUCUCUGGCUGGCUCUACCUUUAGCCUCCCUUCUACCCACAUCUUUGGAACCCCCAUGGGUGCCGUUAACCCCCUCCUCACCCAGGCGGAGAGCAGCCACACAGAGCCAGACCUGGAGGACUGCAGCUUCCGGUGUCGGGGGACCUCCCCCCAGGAGAGUCUGUCUUCCAUGUCCCCCAUUAGCAGCCUCCCCGCACUCUUCGACCAGACAGCGUCUGCACCCUGCGGGGGCACCCAGUUAGACCCAGCGGCCCCCGGAACAACUAACAUGGAGCAGCUGUUGGAGAAGCAGGGCGACGGCGAGGCCGGUGUCAACAUCGUGGAGAUGCUGAAGGCACUGCACGCGCUGCAGAAGGAAAACCAGCGGCUUCAGGAACAGAUCCUGAGCCUGACGGCCAAGAAGGAGCGGCUGCAGAUUCUCAACGUGCAGCUCUCUGUGCCCUUCCCUGCCCUGCCUGCCGCCCUGCCUGCCGCCAACGGCCCAGUCCCUGGGCCCUAUGGCCUGCCUCCCCAAGCCGGCAGCAGCGAUUCCUUAAGCACCAGCAAGAGCCCCCCGGGGAAGAACAGUCUUGGCCUGGACAACUCUCUGUCCACAUCUUCUGAGGACCCACACUCAGGCUGCCCCAGCCGCAGCAGCUCGGCGCUGUCCUUCCACAGCACGCCCCCACCGCUGCCCCUGCUCCAGCAGAGCCCUGCUACCCUGCCCCUGGCCCUGCCCGGGGCCCCUGCCCCGCUCCCGCCCCAGCCUCAGAACGGGCUGGGCCGGGCACCGGGGGCAGCAGGGCUGGGGGCCAUGCCUAUGGCUGAGGGGCUGUUGGGGGGGCUGGCGGGCAGCGGGGCCCUGCCCCUCAAUGGGCUCCUUGGGGGGUUGAAUGGGGCUGCCGCCCCCAACCCUGCGGGCUUGAGCCAGGCUGGUGGGGCCCCCACGCUGCAGCUGCCAGGCUGUCUGAACAGCCUCACGGAGCAGCAGAGACACCUCCUGCAGCAGCAAGAGCAGCAGCUCCAGCAGCUCCAGCAGCUCCUGGCCUCCCCACAGCUGACCCCGGAGCACCAGACUGUUGUCUACCAGAUGAUCCAGCAGGUCCAGCAGAAGCGGGAGCUGCAGCGGCUGCAGAUGGCCGGGGGCUCCCAGCUGCCCAUGGCCAGCCUGCUGGCAGGAAGCUCCACCCCGCUACUGUCGGCAGGCACCCCUGGCCUGCUGCCCGCGGCACCUGCCCCACCUCUGCUGCCCGCCGGAGCCCUGGUGGCCCCCUCGCUUGGCAACAACACGAGUCUCAUGGCCGCGGCAGCUGCGGCCGCAGCAGUAGCAGCGGCAGGCGGACCUCCAGUCCUCACUGCCCAGACCAACCCCUUCCUCAGCCUGUCGGGGGCGGAUGGCAGUGGCCCCAAAGGAGGGACUGCUGACAAAGGAACCUCAGCCAACCAGGAAAAAGGCUAAAUCCACCCCGUCCCUCCUGACUCCCAAAUGGAGGGGGCAGAUCUUGGCCUGAGGGGUCCUAGCCUGGAGCAGGCACCCGCACCCAGACACUGGAGAGACCCCAGCCUGCAUCCCGUGCUGAGGCCCGGGGUGUGUGGGUUGCUUCUGGUGCCAAGGACUGAGACGGAGAGGGAUGCCCCUUCCACUGGCCCCCCUCUCCCUCUGCACUGACCCCUUUGUGAGGGGCUCAGGGGGAGGACAGGUUCCAAGGCCACCUAGGAGCCCCCACUCUCAGCAAAUGUUUUGAGGUCCUCUAAGAGCAAAGUGGGCCAUGGCAUAAGUGGGGGGCUGGUUGGACCCUCCACAUAAAAUGGAUCAGCACUUGAGUGGGGAGAGGUGGGGGGAUAGGCCCUGGGCCUGCCCCUGCACGGAAAUCUCUCACGACAAAAAGUAGUCCUGCUUUACCUGCAGUUUCUUCCCAACCUGGGCAGAUGGCAGAAGUCCCCCGCCCCGGCCCCCCACAAGGGUUACAAGCUGAGCUUGUGAAAGCCCACAGACUAGGGAGCUGAGGGAGGGGCAGGAUGGUAUGGAACUGAACUCAGCCCGGGCCUCCCCAUCUCUCUGGAGCCCUCCCGUGCUGGGAUGGGGAAGGGCAGGGGAGGAGGCCCAGCCCCCUUGAGUGCCCUGUCCCUUGUUUGCACUAUUGGAUUUAGGAGUGCGGAGGGUGGGAAGAUGGAGCUGCCUGACUCAGAGAGUGCGUGUGCCUGUGCGUGUGCGUCUGUGUGUGUGUGUGUGUGUGUGUGUGUCUGUCUGUCUGUCUGACUCCCCCUGGACCUGGGGCAGCCGAGGGCAGGGAUAGGAGCAGUGCUCAGAUGAGGCAGCACCAGAAGGGGGCUCCCAGCUUUUGUUUGCACCCUCCCCACCUCACCAACUUUGGUCCCUUUCUGGGGCGUGAAUGGUUAGCAAAACCGGAACAGUACUCCAAUAUUGGAGAGUAAAUGGGGGCUGGGGGCUUUGAAUCAGGGUAAUAUCCUGCCUUCCCUCCCCCAGACCCCACAUGGUCUCAGUGCCCCCUCCCCUUCCCCCACCACCGUGAUAGUCUGUCCUGCUUCCCUGGCGGGAAGGGAGUCCCAGGGAUGGGGGGAUGGGGCAAAGAGUUGGGGGGGGUAAAGUGCCACUUCCUUUAGUGAAAAGCCCCCUCCCGGAAUUAGCCAGCUUGCUCCCCUGCCCCCACCAACCAGGGGAGCCUUCAGCUUGAGCUGACCUGACAACUGUCCCUUCACCCACCAGCUAUUUCCCCUGGGGUGUGGGGGCAAUUCUCACCUUAAAGAGCCCCCACCUGUCCAGAGCCUUUGGUGACAAAGGCCGAGUGAGGGGCCGGUAGGGCAGCCAGGAGAGGGGCGAGGGUGAAGCCUGUGUCUGUUUCAGUUGCACUGGGGUUGGAGCCGGGAGAAGGCUUUUCCAGCUUUCCCUGAAGCUCGUGUCUCGUCAGUGUUUGCAUGUGUGGAGUUUUGUGUGUGUGUUUCCGUUUGGGUUUUUGUUGUUGUUGUUGGUUUUUUUUUUUUUAAAUAAAGAAAAGAAGAUGUGUAUAUUUUUGGCAACGACAGAAACGUAGUG
Hyaena hyaena (striped hyena) is the source of this 4957-nucleotide messenger RNA. It is a transcript of the gene MLLT6, whose product is annotated as MLLT6, PHD finger containing. Gene Ontology annotation, biological process: regulation of transcription by RNA polymerase II. Gene Ontology annotation, cellular component: nucleus. NCBI's taxonomy places the organism in Eukaryota, Metazoa, Chordata, Mammalia, Carnivora, Hyaenidae. The transcript has 20 exons. The coding region runs from base 77 to 3361 and encodes 1094 amino acids. Gene Ontology annotation, molecular function: 2 iron, 2 sulfur cluster binding; nucleosome binding; histone binding. The record is from RefSeq and is a predicted model, not a curated record.